Molecule: messenger RNA, 8040 nt
Organism: Selaginella moellendorffii
Lineage: Eukaryota; Viridiplantae; Streptophyta; Lycopodiopsida; Selaginellales; Selaginellaceae
Exons: 11
Coding region: 1-8040 (2679 amino acids)
Molecular function (GO): helicase activity; ATP binding
Source: RefSeq, a predicted model, not a curated record
AUGGAGCAAGGUGAAUAUUCUAGUGAUCAGGAGGCGCCGGAUGCGAUUAUCGGCAGAGGGAUGAGCUCCUGCGAGUCGGCGCCAGGGAAAUCGCAGCAUAUCGAGUGGAUGGAUCCGAAAUCCAUCAGGUUCUCACAGCGGCCGGUGUUUGAAAAGAGUGUGGCUUUGCUAAGGAAAGGCGCUGAGAAGGAAGGAUCUUCGCAGAGCUUUGCGCAGGUCGCGGCGGAGGGCAGCCUGGAAGGGCUGCUGGCCAAGCUGAGAGAUGGCUCGGUCGGGGUGGAAGAAGUUCCACCCAUUCGCGUGUUCUACCACGAGAAUGCGUGGUACACCUUGGACAACCGGAGGCUUUGGGUGUUUAGGGAGCUUGGGAAGCGCAUCCCCGUGGAGGUUGUCGAGGCCUCCAAGGAGUUUCUCAAGAAGCUGGAGCCAAAGUUCGCUGGGAGAGAGGUUUCUUUCCGCAAUCCAGGAAUGGCCGCGGAGGAGCAAACUCUUUCACGCCAAGUUCUGGCAUGGUCUUUGGACAACAUAAACAACGAAAGCUUGCUCGUCAAUCAGGUUGACAAAAUUCCCUUGGAGUUUCCGGAUUUGAAAAACUAUCUGAGCGUAUUCCGACCUCUUCUACUUGAAGAGACCCGCGCCGCCUUGCAGCAAAGUCUUGAGAUGAUCAACGAGUUGCCUUGCGUUCUUGUCGAGAUGGGCAAGGAAGUCCGUGGUCGGGAUGGCGAUGACAAGAUCAGAAGGUUUAAGAUGCAAAUUUCGAAAGACAUACUAAAGCCGAAGGAUUUGGUUCUCCUGACAACAGCAGAGCCAGACUGCCUGACGAUUCUGCGAGAUAGUGGCGAGUUUUAUACUCUUGCUCUUAUUAUCGCUGGCGACGACAUGGACAGUGACGAGCUCAAAGUCGACGUAUACGCUCCUAUCUACAGUUCCGAGUACGACCCCUUCCUUGAAACCAAUCGACCGUGGUAUGCUGUCUACUUGAGCUCCCUCGCCACUGGAAUGCGAGUUUGGGAGGCUCUGAAACGUCCUUCACUGGCUCUAGCAGGUCAAUAUCCUAUAUUUCAAGAAGUUCUCCAAGCAAACUCGGGUGAACCGGAGAUAGAUGACGUCGAAGGUAUGACAAGCUCCGAGAUUAGUUGCGCAAGGUGGUUUAAGCUCAACGAUUCUCAAAUGGAAGCUGUCUCGAGGACUGUUAUCGCUCUGAAGAGGGAACAGAAGCCUUAUGUGAGACUGAUCCAAGGACCGCCCGGAACAGGAAAGACAUCGAUGCUCAUAGCUCUGAUCUCUGUGCUUGCCGGCUCCAGCAAGCGGAUACUUAUGUCUGCUCCGACAAAUGCCGCCAUAACUGAGGUUGUGGUGAGGCUUUUUACGUCGAUAACAAAGCAGCCCUCCUCUUUUAUCGGGUGUACAAGGACCGUAUGUCCUCGUGACGUCGUGUUGGUGGGCAACAAAGAAAAUCUUCAAGUGGAUGACAACGAGAUCCUUGACGCUGUUUUCCUUCAGAGCAGAGAAGAACGAUUAGCGACUGUCCUCGCUACUGCUUGCGGGUGGCAACAGAAAGUUCUUUCUGUCGUGGACUUUCUGGAGAAUGCAGAAGAACGCUAUAGGCAGUAUAAGCAGGAUAAGAAGCCCGACGAGCCUGCCGAGAGCUUCCUGGACUUCUCCAGGGAGAGAAUGACGUUUCUUGGGGAUCAGAUGCUGAGUAGCAUUGACUUAGUGUGCAACGACCUGCCGUCCACCUUUCUCAAGUCUACUGAUAUCCUUGGAGCCAGACACCACGUCACCGAGAUCAAUGCAGCCUUUGGACGAUUUCGCGAAGACUCUGAAGUUCUGAACUACGUCAGUUCUACUUCAGGGGCCGCAGCAGCUCUUCUGAACCUGUUGAAGACAAACAUGGAUUUUGUGACGUACCCGCCUGGUAAAAUUCCUACUGGUGAAGAACUUCUGCGGCACGCGUCUGUAGUCUGCUGCACGGUCUCCUCUGCAGGCAUGAGAAUUGUGCAGAAUACCUCUCGACAUUUUUAUACAGCGGUUAUCGAUGAAGCGGGCCAGCUUGUGGAAGCAGAGACAGCAAUUGUGAUGGGUCUACAAAACGUGAAGCAGCUGGUAUUAGUUGGGGAUCACAAACAAUUACCAGCGACUGUUAUAAGCAAGAUUGCUCAGGACUACAGCUAUGGCAGAAGUCUUUUUGAGAGGCUGCAGCUCCUCGGACAUCCUAGUAUAAUGCUCAACGUUCAGUACCGUAUGCAUCCUUCUAUCAGUCAGUUUCCAAAUUUCCAGUUCUAUGAAGGUGCAAUCUGCGACGGGCCAAAUGUUGUGGAUGACUUCUAUGGCCAGUUAUCACAAUCGCAGCUCUUUGGUCCUUACACAUUUUUAAACGUGCACGGUGUUGAAACGAAAGACGAAAAGCACAGCAAGAGCAAUGCUGUGGAAGUGAAGGCCAUCAACGAUCGGCUUAAGUCCUGGGACCAUGGAAGUUUAAGCAUCAAUUGUCGUUCUGUCGAUGGAUUUCAAGGACGCGAAAAAGAUGUUAUUAUCUUGUCCACCGUUCGGUCAAAUGUUGGUGGUUACCUGGGUUUUCUCGAAGAUCAUCGACGAUUGAACGUUGCAAUAACUCGCGCAAGGCACGUUCUUUGUAUUGUCGGUAGCGCCAACACUUUGGAAUCCAGUGACGGUGUUUGGAGACAGCUUCUCAACGAUGCGCGGCAUAGGAAAUGUUAUAGAGAAGCUUCACAGGAUUCUACCGUAAAGAGAACUAUUCAAAGAGCUAUGGCGGAAAUUCACCAGCUGGAGUCUCUCGUGGAUCCCCGCAAAGAGUUCAAAGUUAGUUUCACGUCCAUCUCGUCGGGAUCGACAAAGUUGCAUGUGCUAAAUGCCAUUCUCAACCUUGCCAAUGGACGUCGUCCGAGACACGCGUUUACGGCCCCCGUUCCCACGAAGCGAAACUACGUUCAGUUUCAUCUUACGAUGGAAAUGUAUCUAGUUUGGACGGUUGACUUGGACGCCGAUUGCACAGUUCAAGUCCUAAAGUUCUGGGAUUUUCUAAAGCUUGAUGGCCUUCCUAGGAUUGUCAGCCGUCUUGAGAACCUGUGUGCUACAUACUCGGGUGCUUAUUUAAGAAGAUCGAGCGAACGCCUUACGGACGGGUACAUAUGUCCCAACUUCUCAAUAUUGAAGGGACUCACAGUAUCUUUUUGUAGGAAGCUGGCCGUGCCUGCUAGAUGGAGCUCUGGAGCUGAAAUAGCUCGGCAUAAGUCCUUCAAAGAGAUUGCAAGCUCUGAGGCGAACGAGGAGACCACGACUGGCGAGAACUCAAGCGUGUCAGAAAGCUUACUGUUGAUGAAGUUUUAUUCUCUAUCAACAGGUAUUGCUAGACAGCUCUUAACAGCCACCGACGGUAGCCAAAUCGAUCCUCCAUUCGAGGUAACAGAUCAAGAAUCUCAAGUUGUUAAGUUCCCCUGGAGUUCCUUCGUCGUCGGAAGGUCGGGGACAGGAAAGACAACAAUUAUAACCAUGAAGCUGCUUAACCGAGAGCAACAGUUUCGUCUAUCUCAUGGGCUCGCUGAAGGUGAAUCUCCGGCUCAAACUGUAGUACGUCAAGCUCUGAUAACUGUCAGCUCAAAACUAUGCGCGGCAAUUAAGCUUCACCUUCAAAGGACACGCAGAUCUCUUCAGCGAAGCAACGCUGUCAACAAAGAUGACAUGUAUGAGAGAAAAGGCUUACUGCUGGACGAGGAAGCAGAAGAAAAGUUGUUCAGCGACAUACCUGACAGUUUCGUCGACAUAUCCCCGCAAGCAUUUCCUCUCGUCAUCACGUAUCGAAAGUUUUUAACCAUGCUCGAUGGCAGCGUUCCGAGACCUUUUAUCGCCAGGAGGGACAUGGAGACAGCGCAAGGAACUUUUAUUAGAGUUGAAGAUUGCGACGACAGCGAUCGCUUGGAUACAAAUGACGACAUUGAUAUCUCUUAUGAAACUCCGAAGACAUCUCAACGGAUUCAGCCCAGAAAAGAGGUGGAUUUUGAUUGCUUUGCCGCAAGCUAUUGGCCGCAUUUGAACUCUAGCUUCACCAAAAAGUUCGAUGCCUCAGUCGUCUUCACCGAGAUCAUGUCAUCGAUUAAAGGAAGGCCUGAAUCUCUACGAAGCCAUAAAGGACGGCUAUCUCGAAAUGACUACGUUUAUAUGUCUUCUUAUACUUUGGACCAGAGCCAACGAGAAAAUAUUUAUGAGCUCUUUCUACAAUACGAGAAGCUAAAGUCACAGCGACACGAGUAUGAUAUAUUGGACCACGUCAGAUAUCUAUAUCGACAGAUCGAGGGUGGGGAACCUUUAGGACCGAAGCUUCAGUUUAUAUACGUCGACGAGGUCCAAGACCUCACUCUGGCUCAGAUCAGUCUUCUCAAGUUCGUUUCUGACAACGUUGCAGAAGGAUUUGUUUUUGCUGGAGACACGGCACAAACAAUCGCUAAAGGCGUAAACUUUCGUUUCGAGGAUAUCAGGAGUUUGUUUUACAAGGAGUUUUUGGAAAUUGACGACAGGAGGCAGAUCACGAAAGAUGGGAAGUUGCGGAAGCAGGCACUAUGUAAUAUCCAUCAGCUGACGCAGAAUUUUAGAACUCACCAAGGGGUUGUCGAGCUCGCGGACAGCAUUAUGCAGUUGCUGUUGUUCUUCUUUCCGGAAACAGUUGACAAGUUGGAACCGGAGCGGAGUUUGAUAUGUGGCGAGAAGCCCGUUGUUGUGAAGUCCGAUGAGAAUUACAACCUCAUCACCUGCCUAUUUGAUCACAGUGGAGGUUUUGGACAGGAGUCCGACUUUGGAGCCGAGCAGGUGAUUCUAGUGCGAGAUGGUGAAUCCAAGCAGAAACUUUUAAAGCGACUAGGAACGCGAAGCUUGGUGCUUACUGUAGAAGAAUGCAAAGGUCUCGAGUUCCAGGAUGUUCUACUGUACAACUUUUUUGCGCUGUCGAACUUCGGCUCUAAGUGGAGAACUCUGUACACCUAUCUCGACGAGACAAGUCUUGUGAACUGCUGCUGUCAGGGAUAUCCCAAGUUCGAGAAAAGGCUUCACAACAUCCUGUGUAACGAACUGAAGCAGCUAUAUGUGGCUAUUACAAGGUCCAAGCAGCGUCUUUGGAUAUAUGACGAGGACUUUAUUUUCCAGCAGCCCAUGCUAGACUACUGGAUUACGAAAGACUUGAUGUUCAACGACCGCCAGUAUGAUAUGGCUGUCUUGUGCUACCAACGAGCUCAUGAUUCGUAUAGAGCUCAGUGGGCACAAGCUGCUCUGCACCAGCAAAAUGGGGAGAAGAAUCUCGUCUGGAAUCCCACCAUAGCGACUCAGCAGCUACAAGACGCAGUGAACCUUUAUGAGAGAAUUGCGAAGUUCGAAGCUGCGGCAAGAUGUGUGUUGUACAGGGACAAGUGCAAUCCGCCGCGCUGGGAAAAUGCUGCCCAAUGUUUUGAACAAGCAAAGAUUUAUGAUGAAGCAGCAGAAGCAUAUUCCAUGGUAGAAGAUUUUCAGAGUUGCUUAUCCGCAUGCCUGGCUGGAAAGCUGUUUGAGAAGGGACUGAACUUUAUCCGGGACCGAGAACAGCAAGAUGCUUCAUUCCUCAGCAAUAAGUACGUGGUGAAUCUCUUGAAGACCUCGGCGGAGCACUAUCACAGAAAGAAGGACGUUGACAGGAUGAUGAAAUUUGUUCACGCGUUUCCGGGCAUUUCCAUGAAGCGGGACUUUUUGAAGAGGCGUGACUAUCUGGAGCAGCUUAUGCAAGUGGAGUUCUUCUACAUGAACUACGAAGAAGCUUCUCAGGUAGCCGAAGCGAAAGGAGAUCUUAUAGCCGCUGCAAAGUUCCUAGAACUAGCUGGACAUCGAGCCGAAGGAGCUAGAAAAAUCAUCAAACACAUGCAGCUGAAACUUCUAUGGGCGAACAACAACCUGGGGUGGCCUUUGCGGCCUUUGGAAGAUGAAAAGCUCGUCACUGAGGCUCACAGAAUGGCAAAAGGGGAUCCUCGAGCAGAAAUCCAGCUUCGAGUCCUAAGAGAUGACGACGACCUCUCGCUGUCAGAUGUUUUCGAGAACUGGAAGCUGGCGAAAGACGACCCGACUAUAAACAUCAUAGUGCUGCGUCAGCUCUUGGAGAAAGGUCUAGAGUUGGCUAAAGGUUCGACUUCGCUCGGGCUUCUUACUCUACAGGUUUUGGACAGGCCGUUGAGAACAGCUAGUGACAUGACCAACACUCUGCAGUUUGUGGUCGCUGUUUGGAACACUUGGUUCCAGAAGAUAAGCUCGCUGCUGAAGGCACUGGCAAAGAUCGAGAAAAUUAUUCCGCAAGGCGACGCACUUCUGGAUUCUUGCUUGGAAUUUAUGGGCGUUACUCGGCACCAUCUUCCCGGGCUGUGCAUAGUGGAGGACAGCAUGGUUGACUGGCUGAAACGGGGUGGAGACUGGACCGUCGGCAGUGGAAAGGCACAGCUGAAAACGGAAAAGUUUCUGUCUCUAGCAACAGAUUUUUGGCGGGGUCAGCUAGAGUCGACGAGCGCAAUCUUCUGUGAAGUGCUGGAAAGCCACGCAGGCAAUGCUGGUGGAGCCGAGAGCUGCCUGUCAGUGUUGAAGAUUAUGGACGUGGUCAGUAGCUUGGGGAAGUCCGAAACUCACGAAAGAAGACUCCGAAGUCUCAGGAUGGAGGUUUUCCGGUGUUUAUUCGUACGCCGAGGGAAUACUCCCGUUAGCUUACGGGACCAUCCCAAAGUUACUCCUCACCUGGGCGCGCUUGCCAGAGACAUUACAGCAGCGAGUGAUUCGGUCGAAGAAACAGUUAUGCUACAGAUUCUGGAGCCUUAUUUGAGGAAUGGUCCCGGGCAGGAUUUUAUUGCCAACGAGUACUGCUACCACUUUGCGAUGCCGAUGAGCCAGUGUGCUCAAGGGCUGCACGACAUCUUUAGCAUGGAAGGCUUCCAGCAUUAUAUCACUCCGUCGAUGUUCAUCUACAUGCUGGAGCGAAUACUUGUUUCUAGCAUUGCGUGCUUAUCACACAUCGUAGAGGCAACGCUCCCGGAAAGCCUGGCUAUGGAGUUUAUGACGGGGUCUACGCAGGAAAUUCUGUACACGCGGAUGUUGAGGAUGGGCUGCUCCGUGGAGAAAGUUUGCAAGAGUGUUGGGACAAACUCUCUGGAAGUCAUUCAGAAGAUUUGCAGUUCUCUGCUACUCGGAUACCGCCUGGACAAGUGGCUGCUCGAUAUCCCAAAGUCAGAGGUAGUCUUUCGGAUUAUUCGAGUGCUCUUAACCAUUUUCAUGGAGUUUGAGAACCAGGCAGUGAACAGCCACAUAUUCAGAGAUCUGAGGAGCUUGGUGACCCGGCAGUCUUCUGCGCUGGACCAUCUUCUUCCGAGCUUGAGGCAGGGGCUGCAGUGCCUCUUCGAGACAGGUGCAAACUACAAUCACUUCCGGCUACUCUUCUGCCGGUUCAUGGUUGAAUGCGGCGAUCAGUUUCUGCUUCUGAGGCGGAGAGACAAAUUCAGGCAUGGAUUUAAGUCUCGGUUCCAGACUUAUGUCAACGUGGAGCCGGAGCCGUGGAAGUUCAGCCUGGCGUCACUGCAGCAACCGGAUGAUAUGAUGCUGCAGACUGUGGAUGCUGAGGAGGAGGAAGUUGAUGACACAACGGAGCUGAAACCUUCCGAGGUCGAGCUGACAUUCGAGUGUCCGGAGCCAGAGAUGACGGCUCCCGCAAAAGAAGAAGCAUUGUCUCCAUGGUACCUGAAAGUUGGCGAUUCGAAGCUCGGCUUUUUCGUGGUCUGGAGGCUGCUGAAAAAGCUGCAAGUUGCCAGAGAGAACUUGGUCCAGGAUGACGAGUAUGUCCGGGAAGCCAAAAACGCGUUUACCACUAUGGCUUGUAAAGACGACGGCUACGUUUCGUCAUUCAUCUCCGAAGUGUGUCCUCUAAAGGUCUGCAUACUUUCCUUUCUCUUUUUUCCUCCGGUUCUUUGUAACACUCUCCUGGCAGGCGGACUUGGUGAGUUUCGUGCUGGACAUGGCUUCCGCCAUUGA